GUAUACUCUCAUGUCUUGCCUUCCCUUAAGGGCGCCUGGUAUUACGAUUCUCGCGAUAUGGUAUUACGCUAGGCUUGCUCCUAGCUGUCGUGCUUCCGCCCUAUGUCCUCUUCUCCCACCCUAGCUAUCGUUCGUAGACUAGGUUAGGACCUAGUCUCCCGCCCUAACCUAUGCCCUAGCUCUAGACUGCCACCCUACUAUCGCAUUGCCCGCUACUCGCUGCGAGCUCGCCGCUGCAAGCAGCGCACGCCACUCCCCGCUCGCCGUUGCCAGCAAAUCGCAUGCAGCUCGUUGCCGCCAGCUUGCCGCCAGCCUGCUCGCUGCCCGCUCGCCGCUUCCAGCUCGUCACCGCCCACCGCUCGCUAGCUGCUGCUAGCUCACUGCCAGCUCGUCGCCAGCGGCGUACCGCCAGUUCGCCACGAGUAGCAGCUGCCAGCUCGCCGUCAGCUCGCUAGCAGCCAGCCGCCAGCUCGCCGCCAGCUCGCUGUCCCCAACCGCCAGCUUGCUGCCGGCUCACUGCCCCCAAACGCCAGCCCGUCGCCGGCUCGCUGCCACCAGCCCGCCCCUCGCAACACACUGCCAACCUACUGCUUGCCGCCGCUACUAGCCUGCCACAGCCGCUGCUGCCAGCCUGCCGUCGGCCUGCCACUACUGCAGGCCUACCGCUGCUGCCGCCGGCCUGCCACUGCCGCCGGCUUGCCACUGCCGCCAGCCUAUCUGCCGCCAGCUUGCCACUGCUUCUGCCACCAGCUUGCCACUGCUGCCAGCCAGCUACUGCCGCUCGCUAGCUGCUGCUACCGCCAGCCUGCCGCUGCCGCCAGCCUGCUGCUGCUGCCAGCCUGCCUGCCACCAGCCUGCCGCUGCUGCUGCUGCCGCCGGCCAGCUACUGCCGCCAGCUUGCUGCUGCCGCCAGCCUGCUGCUGUCGCCAGCUUGCAGCCCCUGCCAGCCUGCCACUCCUGCCAGCCUAUUGCCUGCCAGCCACUCACUCCUGCCGCCAGCUCCUACUCCCUGCCAGCCAGCAGCCGGCCAGCUACCGGCCAGCCGCCCACCAGCAGCCCACCCACAGCCACUAGCUGCCGGCCAGCCGCUAGCUAGCUGCUUUCACCGUUCCUCCGGCCACUGCCGCCGCUCUAGCCGCCGCCGCUCCUACUCCUAGUGCUGGCCCCUGUCUCGUUCCUCUAGACUCGAGCGACCUCCUCCAAUCUCCUCCUAGUUCCGGAGCUCCUCGCCGCCUACCCUGCCGGCAUGACGACCACGUUGGACUACAUCCUUCGGCUUGACGCCGAGGGCCAUGCGGUCGCCUUCGCGGCCUGGUUUCUCGCGCUCCGCCGGUAGCUGGUGAGCCAGCAAAUUGAGGGUGAACUGCUCGAGGGUCACGUGACUGGUGGGCUACCUGCCAUCCCCCACCCUGAUCCCCUUGCCUUCGAUGUGACUUCGGUGCAGCGUGAGGUGUACGCAGCUGCCCAGACUGCGCAUGACAGCUGGCGGGCUCACGAUGCCGCUGGGCAUCACCCGGUGCCUGCCAGUCGCCGAGUAUGCACGCUUUGCUUUGCAGGAGACAGCUCAGGCUCUCUGGACUGCACUUGAGGCUUGCUACUCGUCCCCGUCCUCAGCCGCCCUCGGCCGCCUCAGCCUCCCGUUCCUCUUCCCUGACUUGGCCUCCUCCUCCACGGUCGCAGACCUUGUCGAGCACCUCCGAGACCUCAAGGUACGCUAUCGUGCAGCCUGGCCUGAGGCCGACCUUGCCACCCACCUCCCGUCCACCUUCCUCGCCCUUUACCUCCUCACCAACCGCCUCCCUGACCGCCUCGCUCCUGCACGUAACACGCUCCUUGCCUUGUCCCCCACUGCCCUCACCAUCGACUAGUUGUCCACCUUCCUGACGGAGGUCGAGGCCCGCCUCCGCGUCAUUGCUAAGUCCACUGGCACAGUGGUGGCCCGUCUUUCAGGAUUGCUCUCUGUCUCAGGCCCUUGCCUCUGGUGCCUCCGCCUCUGUUGCUGAGACCGCUGCAGCGGUCACUCCACCUGGCCGCUCGGCCAAGUGCGCACAGCGCCGUGGUGGUAGUGGGGCGUCGUCAGGUGGUCGAGGCACUGGUGAGGCCUCGGGAGCUAGCGGAGGAGCGGGUGCAGAGGAGGAGGGGGAGCAGAAAUAGCAGUAGCAGCAACCUCAGUGGCUGCAGCAGCCACCACAGCAGCAGUAGCAACCGCAGCAACAGUAGCAGCGGUAGCAGCUGCACUCGGGUCCUGAGAGUUUUGGGCGUGGUGCGGGCCCUGGAGGUUGGGCCCCGGGGCAGUCGCAAACUUGGAGCUCGCGUGGCUCCUCUAGGGGCUAGGGUGGCGUGGAGCCUGGGGCUCUUGUGUGCCCUUUGUACCAGAUCCAGUCCGGCCUCCUGCGCAGCCAAUUCUGCGUGCGUACUGGUCACAAUGCUACCCGCUGCUACCACCACCUGGACAAUCUGUUCCAUGGUCACUUUGGGCCUUUGGUGCCCCUUUCGGAGCGGCUUCCUCUUCUUCGUCAUGGUGUCUCAGUGUUUGAGAUUGAGAUGGCUUAGAUAGGUGCUGCCAUGUUUUUCUAUGUACUCUGAUGAUUAUAGUGUGUCUGACACUUAUUAUCCUGGUGUGUGUAGUCUAGGAUCAUCUGCUACAGUAUGUGUAGUCUAGGAUCAUCUGCUGUGUGCAUUCUAGGCUCCUCAUUGGCCCCUACUGAGGCGACC
Closterium sp. NIES-67 is the source of this 2715-nucleotide messenger RNA. NCBI's taxonomy places the organism in Eukaryota, Viridiplantae, Streptophyta, Zygnematophyceae, Desmidiales, Closteriaceae. The record is from the annotation of a GenBank genome assembly.